Messenger RNA from Saprolegnia parasitica CBS 223.65, 2440 nucleotides. RefSeq lists its product as hypothetical. The record is from RefSeq and is a predicted model, not a curated record. NCBI's taxonomy places the organism in Eukaryota, Oomycota, Saprolegniomycetes, Saprolegniales, Saprolegniaceae. The transcript is spliced from 18 exons. The coding region runs from base 1 to 2358 and encodes 785 amino acids.
AUGUGCCCCAUGGGCAGUGCGUCACCACGUGUCGUGCCGCCAGGAAUGUACCUCGUCCCAGCGCAAGACCCGACGACGCUAAGCGUCACCAUGCUGGUUACGCGCUGCCCUCCAGGCUCGUACUGUGUGUAUGGACAAGCCUUUCCAUGCCCUGUCGGUCGAUUUGGGGCCACGGAGGGACUCAACUCGAGCCGAUGCUCGGAUGCGUGUCCAUCUGGCUCGCUCUGCGUCGCGGGCACCGUCGCGCCGAUGCCCUGCAGCGACCCGGCCUCGUUUUGUCCCGCCGAGAGCUACGCGCUGCACCAUGUUGGCGUUGGCAACUACUCGAUUCCGCUCGACUCCCAAUACCACAACGACCAAGCCGUGUGUGAACCGGGGCACUACUGCAUCGACGGCGUUCGAUCGCCGUGUCCGGCGGGUACCUUUGGCAGUGCGUUUGGCUUGACAACACCAGCUUGCAGUGGGCAGUGUGCACCGGGGUACCACUGUCCACAGGGAAGUCUGCUCGCGACCGCCAACGAGUGCGGCAGCCCACACACGUACUGUCCGGAAGGCUCGCCGCACCCCCAGUUUAUAGCCAGCGGCUACUGCGGCGUGGGAACGUCAGCAACGACGCAGGCGGCGCAAGCACUUGCACCACCGGGCUCGUUUGCGUUGGAAGGUCAAUGCUACUCGUGUCCCGGCGGUUCCUAUGGCACCGAUCCCGGCAGCAUCUCACCGACGUGUUCGGGCGUCUGUGCACCGGGGUACUACUGCCCUCCAGGAAGCACGUCGCCGUUCCAAGUGACGUGUGGGCUCGGAGCCUACUGCCCCACCGGCUCGGCGUCACCACUAUCGGUCACCCGCGGUUUCUAUUCGUACAUUGCGACAACCGAUGCGUGUGGUCCCGGGCUCUAUCGCAGCGCGUCGACGUCGCUGGCCGCGCUCUUGCUCGCUGGUUGGUCGGCCAUUGCCGUCGACUAUGGUGACGCGCUGUUUCCUUAUGCGCCGUGUGUGCCGUGCCCGCUGGGGACCUUCAAGCCAGACCAAGGCGACGACCAGAGUCUUUGCCUCGCGUGCCCGCUGUUUACGUCGACAAGCUCGAUCGAUCGCACCACGUGCACGUGCUAUCGCGUCUCGGGGGGCGCGGCGUGGGAUGCGACGACGACCGCCUUGUACUUUGAUGGUGUCGACUGCAUCGAUCUCCCCGUGUCCACCCAAAUGGUGUCGCUUCUGGCGCCCAAUUCGUCGUGGACCAAGGACCGAGAAGCCGCUUGCGAGCCAGGUUAUUACUGCGUCCAGGGUGCGCGGGAGCCCUGUCCUGCUGGCCGGUAUGGCACGUCGUGGAAGGAAACCAACCCGCUGUGCACGGAUGCGUGUCGACGGGGACACUACUGCCCGGUGGCCAGCGCCCACGAUGCCAUGAAACCAUGCGGGGCCCCGUACUUGUACUGCCCCUCGGGCUCGCCGUACCCUGUCGCUGUCACGGCAGGCUACUACUCGCUCGACUCGAUCUCGGGGCUCUUCUCCGACCUCACGCGCCGCGACGCUCAAGCACCAUGUGAGCCGGGGGCGUUUUGUAAGUACGGACUUCAAUACCCGUGCCCGGGCGGGCGCUACGGCAGCGCGGCCCAAGAGACCUCGUCCCUGUGUACGGGUCUCUGCCAGCGAGGCUUCUACUGUCCUCCGGGCAGCACGCGCCCGACACAGGUGGCGUGCGGAAACGCUUCUGUCAUCUGCCGCCGGGGAUCGGCGGUACCCGAGCCCGUUGCGGUGGGCUACUACUCGGGUGGUGACACGUCCCCAACGGAAGCGCUGGAUCGCGACAGCAUGCGUUGGUACCAGCUUCCUUGCCCCUUGGGGUCCUAUUGCGUCGACGGGACAUCGUUUCCAUGCCCCGGCGGCACGUAUGGAGGUGUCACACAACUUACUCGGCCCACGUGCUCUGGCCUCUGUGCGCCGGGGUACUACUGUCCGCCAGGCAGCGUCGCCUCUCAAGCUUUCUCGUGCGGUAACGUGAGCGUCUACUGUCCUCCGGGGUCAACACAGCCCCUCGCCGUAUCGGUGGGGUAUUACACCACGGGGGGCACCAACAGUACACGGUCGGGCCAAGCGCUCUGUCCGAUCGGGUCGUUUUGCCAGCAUGGUGUGCUCUACCAGUGCCCCUCUGGGACCUACGGCAGCACGACGGGGUUGACCGUCGAGACGUGCAGCGGCUGGUGCCGUGCAGGCUACUUUUGUCCCCCCGGCACCGUCUCGGCGACCGCCAACGCCUGCGGACCGUCGUCGUACUCGAUCGACGGCCAAGGCGACUGCAUGGCGUGUCCGUCGGCCCGACCUGCCAUGCCAUGUCAAAACCGUCGCGCGUGUUGCCAGUAGCUAGCCCUAUUCACUCUCUAUUUCAUCAUGACCGUACUGGAUUGUCCCAGUUUGCACUUUCCACACCUAACCCUAACCUAAC